Molecule: messenger RNA, 285 nt
Organism: Arabis nemorensis
Lineage: Eukaryota; Viridiplantae; Streptophyta; Magnoliopsida; Brassicales; Brassicaceae
Source: the annotation of a GenBank genome assembly
AUGAGAGGCUGCUUCAUGGGCGAAGCUCGUGGCUUGGCCUGUUUCAGAAUUGAGACAAGAGUGCGAAUUUGUAACUUCUACACGAGGCAAGUUGUGGAAUUGCCCCGGGUAAGGAGAUUUGAAGCGAUAGGGAAAAUAGUUGAGAGGUACUAUUUUGGACACGAUCUAGUUCAUGAUGAAUACAAAGUGCUUAGCUUGAACAUAAAGUGUUGCUACUUGGAGUUGGAGCUUCAUGGAGAAAGAUUCAAUGGCACAUUCAUCACCGACCUUGCUCGCGAGGAAUGA